Molecule: messenger RNA, 6677 nt
Organism: Osmerus eperlanus (European smelt)
Lineage: Eukaryota; Metazoa; Chordata; Actinopteri; Osmeriformes; Osmeridae
Gene: shroom2b
Product: shroom family member 2b
Exons: 13
Coding region: 414-5303 (1629 amino acids)
Biological process (GO): actin filament organization
Cellular component (GO): apical junction complex; apical plasma membrane; adherens junction
Molecular function (GO): actin filament binding
Source: RefSeq, a predicted model, not a curated record
UUCAAGACAAGUGCAAACGUAGCCUUCGCGAGUCGAGCUAUUCCGUUUGUGUAUUGAAACUUCCAGAACGGUUCGGUCUGGAGCGGCAGAGUUCCAGAACGAGCCCAAAUAGCGCGCGGAGCGCGCGGCGCUUCAGGUGUUGGAGCUGAACGGCUGUCAGUCGGUCAGGACCAGGUUGUGAUCCUCUCCUCACCACCCCGUAGAGAGACGCAGAAAGUGGUGUAAGGUAUUUGACAAAUUCGCUCAAAAUACCGAGUGAAUCACGGGCUGUGUCACUGAUUAGAUUAUUACAAUCAAAAUGGCUAAUUUUUCUCUCCUCGAAUUGAUUGCCCAUGGGACACUCCAACCGUCCCAAGUAGGUUACUGACGAAAUAAUUUGUUUUGUAUGGAGCCCCAUCUACUCUUUAAACACCAUGGACGUCGUUGAUUACCGGACGGACCUCAGACUUUCGGCGGUAAAGGUCAAGUGGUUUCAAGAUGUUGGCCGACAGAAGACUUCUGGAGAAGAUGACAACAUUUAUAAACUUGUCGAUGUUCAUCUCACCGGCGGGGCGCCAUGGGGAUUCACUCUGAGAGGGGGUCUGGAACACCGCGAGCCUCUUAUCAUAACCAAGGUGGAGGAGGGCAGCAAAGCUGCAGCAGUGAGUCUGCAGGUGGGAGAUGAGAUCGUCAACGUCAACACCAUCCCCCUGAGCGGCUCCAGGCAGGAGGCCGUCUGCCUGGUCAAGAGCUCCUACAAGAGCCUGGCGCUGGUGGUGCGAAGGAAGAAUCGCUUCAAGGGGAGUGAUGAACCAGUGUCACGGCCUCAUUCCUGGCACUCAGCCAAGUUGACGGAAGACCAACCAGAGCCCUCUGCCCUGAGCCAGCCUGAGCCCGCGCCCGCGCGACAGGUGAAACAUGAGGCUAGGCCCAGCUCCAGGUCUGGAGAUCCCACCAACCUGCGCCAGCUGUCCAGCCAGUUCAGCUCUGUGAGCAGCAUGGAGAGACUGGAGCGCCCCUUCCCCCAGGGUCGCCCCUCCCCCCCCAGGCUCAGCAGCCCGACGCCCGGCAAGAGAGACUCCAGCUUCAGCUGCUUCUCUGCCACCUCCAGCCCCCCGGACCCGCCCCCACCCAGCGCCAACAGCUCCAGCACAGAGAACAUCUUCUACAAGGGGCUCCAGAACGAGGCGGCCAGGCCGGGAGAGCGGCCCAGGUUCCUGCAGCUGCCCCUGGGUAACGGGGGCUGGGAGAGCCCCAGGGCCGAGGACCAGCCCGGGGCUCGUUUCUCCAGCUCGGGCCGGUCCAACAUAGGUCCCGUGUGGCACAUUCCAGAGGGGAGGAAAACCUCCCCUUCCUCAUCCUCCUCCUCCUCCUCGCCACCCCCACCCCCUCCUCUACGCAGCGACAGUUUCGCUGCCACCAAGGUCUUCCCCUACCCCGAGGGCCCGGGUGUGUAUGCCCACUCCAAGCUCCAGGGCAGGAGUAUGGACCGGCUGUCAGACCCCCACAGGGUCCUCCCCGCCCCCCAUCAGGAGGAACCCUCGGAGGCCAGACGCAGUUACAACCCCCCCCAGAAGGACUUCCUCCACCCCAGCGCAGCAGCGGAAGACCACAAACACGACCAUCUCAACCCCAACAAGCUGUUCUCCCAGUCCAGCGUAGACGUGAGGCAGAGCCCCUCGCCCUUCGCCCAGCCUCCCCACCACCAGAGGCAGUACAGCGACGAGACCACCUUCUACCUGCACACCAGGGUGGCCCCUCCGGCCAAGCCCCAGAGUGUGGGUAGUUACUACCGCAGCCUCCAGGACCUCCUCACCAACAGCCCCGGCCAGGCCAGGACCUCCACCGCUUCCCUGUCCACCUCCACCAUCGACCAGUACCCAGACCUCGGGGGCCACAUCAGGUACUACUGCAUCACAGCCAAGCAGCCGGGGCACCAGGAAGAGGCCCCUGUCUGGCAGGCCAAGGCAAACGGAGGAGGGGGAGGAAGAGGAGGGGGAGGGGGCUGGAGGAUGAACUCAGAAUCAAACCAACGCCUCGGUCACAACGACAAGAGUUCCUCCAGCACGCAGAUAGCCGGGAAGAUCAGGUACUCUCCGCCUCAACCUCCGCCGCCUCACGCCGACGGCAGGGAGCACAACGGACAGUUCAGACCAGCCAAUGGGCACGCGAUCUCAGGCCUGUCCUCCAAUGGCAAGGCCAGCUCGGAGGAGAAGGCGGGUCCGAGGAAGGGGCUCGGUGUGGAGACGCAGGGGAGGAAGUUGUCUCCCAGCGAGGCCAAGGUGAGCCCGCCCAGAGAGCUCCUGCAGGACCCCUGGCUGGUGCAGGAGGACCGGAGGUUCUGCCCCCAGAAGACCCCUCUGCUCCACAGCCUGGUCCAGGAGGGCAGGAGCCUGGUGGAGAGACCGCCGCCGCCCGCCGGCGAAGCCCCCGCUGAGCCCCCGACCGGCAAACUGGCCAGGCGCACCGACCGCUACGCCACCACCCUCCGCAACGAGAUCCAGCUGAAGAGGGCGCAGCUGCAGAAGAGCCGGAGCGCGGCCACCCUGAGCUGCUCCGAGCAGGCGGAGGACAAGACCUCCACCUCCUCCUCCUCAGAGGGUUCCUUCUCCACCUCCUACAAGGACCACCUGAAGGAGGCCCAGGCCAGGGUCCUACAGGCCACCUCCUUCAGGAGGAGAGACCUGGAGCCCCCCGGAGCCGAUCCUCCCACGGGGAAGCAAGGGUCCAGCAGCGGCCACGUAACUCGCAUCGGCGGCCGGAAACGUUUCCCCCUGAACAAGAGGAUGCACUCUUUCUCGGAGCCGGACCAGAUCAACAAGGUCGGGGUGGAGGGCGGUCCUCGGAUCCAGAACCCCGGCUCCUUCGUAGACCGACAGAGGUUCUUUGAGACGACCUCGGCCCAGCCGCCCUUCUCCAGACCGGCGCCGAAGCCGGGCCAGCAGGGCUCCGGUAGCGCCGGCGCGGUGGAGCCAGGAGAGGGCAGAGGUCGAGGGAGAACCCUGUCAGGGGAGGCCCUGGAGGGCGGGAGGCUAGGUCAUGUUGGGGAGCCUUCCUCCGGGCUCCACCACCAGGGCCCAGACCCCCUCAGCCCCCGCCGCAGGCAGGCCCUGCUGGAACAGCAGAGGCUGGGAACCUUUGCCGAGUACCAGGCCACCUGGGGCAUGCAGAGGAAGUCCUCGGACACUAGGACCCAGGGGAGGUACCACUCUGCUGAGAACAUUCUGGACCCUGAGGUCGAGGAGAAAUCUGUCUGUGUGCACGAGAGGUCACGCUCGUCACCUUCUGCGGACUUUUAUGGACAGAACCCUCCUGUUCCCUGGAGAGAAGCUGCAGACCAGCCUUCCCUGGAACACAGACGUGACCAGCCCUGCUACCCCCACAGAGAGCCUAGUGAGUGUGGAGGGAGAGAGAGGCUGGCACGGUCUCCCCAGAUCCCUGCCUCGUCCCCUCCCCCUGACCACGCGCUCCAGCUCAGCCACGGAGACAACGCCCCCACGCUCCCCACGCUCCCCCCGUGCCCCCACAACCACAUCCCCAGCCCUGCGUCCGAGUCUCCAGCCAGCCAGCCUCCCAAGAGCCUCCCCCCGCCACAGAGGCUGCACGUGGGCUUGGAAACCACAGCCUCCUCCCUGGAAUUCCUGCCUGACGCACAGGCUCAUCCAGGGCUCCGGUCCAGCCACCCAGACACCCAGCUGGAUCCUGCCCCAGCCAGGCGCUCCUCUCUGGGCUCCGCCCUGGCUCUCGCUCCCUGCCCUGGGAGGGGCUCUGGUCUGGAAGCAGGGAGACGGCCAGAGGCGGAGGAAGAGGAGGGGCAGAGAGGAACAACAGAGCCACCGCCCUCCUCUUCCUCCUUCGCUCCUCUCUCCUCCGAGCCUGCGACGCACAUGCUGAGAGCUCCCUCGUCAGACAGGGCGCGUUCCCCCUCGCCACACGCCGCUCCUCCUCCGAGCGAGGCUUCUCCGAGCGGGGCUCCUCCGAGGCGGGCGGACAAGGCUUCGCUCUCCGUGCAGAAUGAGCCUCAGACCAGGCCAGCCAGCAGGAUAGAGAGUGUGAUGGAGUCGUCUGGUCCUGGGAAGAAGGCUCCGGUGAAGGUCGUCCACGCUGACAGCAGCGAGGAGAGAGAGGGCCACCGGUCUCUGCUCCAGGGUCAUCAGGGGGGCCCAGAAGGUGUCGGCCCCCUGGGGAUCACCCUAGGCCCCCUGGACCUCCAAAAUCCUCUCCCCCAGCCCAGCUCCCAUGCCCUGGUCUGUGCCUUCACACGCCCCCUCAGCACACCAGAUACCACCCCUGCUAAGGAGGCCCUGUCUUGGGCCCCAGACCAGGACCAGAACCUGGACCAGGAGCCUCUGCCUGCCCUCCCUCUGUGCAUCACCGUCCUGGGCCGGCGCUGCGAGGAGGACCUGAAGAGAGAGGAGCUGGCCCGGGACAUCAUGGGCAGGGAUCGCUCCUUGGCUGACAUCCUGGAUCAGAGCAGGAUGAAGACCACCAUGGACCUGAUGGAGGGCAUCUUCCCCCAGGGACAGCAGCUCCUGCAGGGGACUCACCAGCGCAGGAAGGUGGGGCCCAAGCAGGCCUCCCCCAGGACCGCAGACAACAGGGAUGAGGAGGAGGGUCUGGGUGUGUCUGCCUCCGUCUCUCUGGUCCCCAGCUCCUCCUACUACAGCACGUCUGCUCCCAAGGCGGAGCUCCUCAUCAAGAUGAAGGGCAUGCAGGAGCAGCUGCAGGAGCCGGACGAGGAGGAGGAGGAGUUGGAGGCAAACCUGGCCAGCAAGAAGCAGGAGCUGAUUGACAGCCUGAGCAGGAAGCUGCGGGUGCUGCGUGAGGCGAGGGAGAGCGUGCAGGAGGACGUGCUGGACAACAACACGCUGGGCCGCGAGGUGGAGGCCACCGUGCAGCAGGCCUGCAGGCCCAACGAGCUGGACAAGUUCCGCAUGUUCGUGGGCGACCUGGACAAGGUGGUCAGCCUGCUGCUGUCUCUGUCGGGAAGGUUGGCCCGCGUGGAGAACGCCCUCAACAGCCUGGAGGAGGACGCCCCCACCGAGGAGAAGUGCACGCUGAUGGAGAAAAGGAAGCUGCUGAUUCGCCAGCACGAGGACGCCAAGGAGCUGAAGGAGAACCUGGACCGGCGGGAGGGCGUGGUCUACUGCAUCAUGGCCGCCCACCUCUCUCAGGAGAGCCUGGACGACUACCAGCACUUCGUCAAGAUGAAGUCGGCCCUCAUCAUCGAGCAGCGCAAGCUGGAGGAUAAGAUCAAGCUGGGCGAGGAGCAGCUCAAGUGUCUGACUGACAGCCUGCCUCUGGAGCAGAGGAUGCUGUUCUGAACCCUCAGAGCCUGCACAGCACUGGACUGUCCACUAGGGGGCGUCUGGGACCUGCACAGCACUGGACUGUCCACUAGGGGGCGUCUGGGACCUGCACAGCACUAGACUGUCCACUAGGGGGCAUCUGGGACCUGCACAGCACUGGACUGUCCACUAGGGGGCGUCUGGGACCUGCACAGCACUGGACUGUCCACUAGGGGGCAUCUGGACCUGCACAGCACUGGACUGUCCACUAGGGGGCAUCUGGACCUGCACAGCACUGGACUGUCCACUAGGGGGCAUCUGGGACCUGCACAGCACUGGACUGUCCACUAGGGGGCGGCCUGGAGCUGUAUUUCACUGGUCUGACCACUAAGGGGACUGACUCUGUGGCAUCACAAAAGAGGAGGGGUUGCUGUUUAAUCUCACAAAUUGGUGAAACUAAUUGAGAGAGUGUGUGUGUGUGUAUCAUGUUGUAUGUGUUUGAAUGAUUCUCUGGGACGUCCAGGGCCUUGGAUGAGGUCGACUGUCUGUUUUAUAUCAUUCAUGUGUUUAAUAACAGGAUAUGUUUUUAGUAAUUUAUUGUAGACUUUUGAAUAUUUCCAGAACAUUUGAAAGGGCCUGUGAUGCACCAUCAUACUCAACACACCUGGUUAACAGAAACACAGCUGUGUUUAUUUUCUUGUCAAGGUUUUGUGAAAAGAUACCCUGUUUUCCUGGAUUUCAAGAUGUCCUGGUUUUGAUCAGUGGUUGACAUGUGAUUAAGCAUAGUGACAUAUUGGCUAACUUGUAUAUAUUUAUAAACACACACCCUUAGACCAUGACACAGCAACAUUUGUGUUACAUCACCUUUAUUUCUGCCCUGACGAAAUUCCUUUUUCUAUUUCUGUCUGUGUAAAGGGAUUGAUUUUCUGUCUGUUAUCAUAAAUGAGAAAAAGGAAUUUGAAGGGAGUCAGGUGGCUGAGCGGUGAGGGAAUCGGGCUAGUAAUCCGAAGGUUGCCAGUUCGAUUCCCGGUCAAGCCAACUGACGUUGUGUCCUUGGGCAAGGCACUUCACCCUACUUGCCUCGGGGAGAAUGUCCCUGUACUUACUGUAAGUCGCUCUGGAUAAGAGCGUCUGCUAAAUGUAAAUGUAAAUAAAUGAGUUUAAAGGUCAUUGUACAGAUGUAAUGGCUUUGUGAGCCAUAUUGCGAGUUAGCAGCACUUUAGCCCUGAAUGUCCCCUGGACAGAGCCCUAACCCAACAUGUGCCUGGGCACCUAACACCGGGAACACCACAGACUAGUAUGUAAGUGUGCACUUGUAUUACAUUACGGUGUAAACCCAUACACGCAGUGUAUUCUCAUCCAUUUGAACUCGAUUUGAAAUCAAUUUAAAAUAAUAAAAAGGUUUCUUGA